CCUUCAAGGCUUUCCGUAGAGAUGUGCAAACACUGCGCGCGAUUUGUGAAUUGUCCGUGGCGUUUCCUAGUAGUUGUGGUUAUUACGGUAGUAAGUUAAAAAGGUAGUUUAGUUCAGAUGUAAACGUUAGCAUUCAAUUGAAUCCCAACAUAAGGGUAGCCAACAAGCCAUGACAACAAUGUCUGUUACCAGGAAUAUAGACAGUAGAUUGGAGAUGCUAACAAAUGCAGUGUUGUUUUAGUCCUCAUUGAGUUACUGAAAGACGAAACAAAAAUGAGAAGGAGUCGUGCUCCCAGCCAGGUGGCCAAACGGAAACAAGCUGAUGAUUCAUCCGAGGAGGAAGAGUGGAGCCCUUCCCAGGACAAACAAACGAAAGGGGAUAGCAAUUCCAGAGAGAGUUAUGUCGCCCCUUUCAGAAAGCCUCUAGCGCAGCUGACCAACCCUCCUCUGUGUGUAGACAGCAACCAGCAUGAAGCGUUCAUCCGAAGUAUCCUUUCCAAACCAUUUAAGAUCCCCAUUCAAAACUACACAGGUCCACUGGGAAUCAGGGCACUCGGUUUGAAGCGUGCUGGAGUGAGGCGUGCACUUCAUGACCCAUUUGCAGAGGGUGCGUUGGUUCUGUAUGAGCCCCCUACGCUGAAUACUCAGGACAUGCUUAAAGCAGACAAGGAGAAAAUGCCAGUGCAUGUAGUUGUGGAUCCAGUCUUGGGAAUUGUACUCAGACCUCACCAGAGAGAGGGGGUGAAGUUUCUGUGGGAUUGCGUGACGGGGAGACGCAUCCCGGACUCUUAUGGCUGUAUCAUGGCUGAUGAGAUGGGGCUGGGCAAGACGCUGCAGUGCAUCGCCCUCCUGUGGACACUGCUCCGCCAGAGCCCUGAUUGCAAGCCAGAAAUAGACAAGGCCAUUGUGGUCUCCCCUUCCAGCCUGGUCCGCAACUGGUGCAACGAGGUGGGCAAGUGGCUGGGGGGGCGGGUCACUCCAGUGGCCAUUGAUGGAGGUUCAAAGGAAGAAAUAGACCGAAAGCUAGUGAGCUUCAUGUGCCAGCAUGGCCUGAGAGUGCCGACACCAAUACUCAUAAUUUCAUAUGAAACCUUCCGACUUCACGCUGAGGUCCUACACAAGGGAAAGGUUGGACUGAUCAUUUGCGAUGAGGGUCAUCGGCUUAAAAACUCUGACAACCAGACGUACCAGGCUCUCAAUGCUAUGAGCUCCCAGCGUAGAGUGCUAAUAUCAGGCACCCCUAUCCAGAACGACCUGCUCGAAUACUUCAGUCUGGUGCACUUUGUCAGUGCUGGCAUCCUUGGUACAGCCCAAGAGUUUAAAAAGCGGUUUGAGCUUCCCAUUUUGAAGGGUAGAGAUGCUGAUGCCAGUGAUAAAGACAGACAAGCUGGAGAGGAGAAACUCAAAGAGUUGAUCAGCGUAGUCAACAGAUGCCUGAUAAGGAGAACGUCAGAUAUUCUCUCCAAGUAUCUCCCUGUGAAGAUCGAGCAAGUUGUUUGCUGCAGGCUGACCCCACUUCAGUCAGAGCUUUACAAGCGUUUUCUGAUGCAGGCCAAGCCAGUCGAAACUCUCCAGGAAGGCAAAAUAAGUGUGUCCUCAUUGUCUUCCAUCACAACACUCAAGAAACUGUGCAAUCACCCGGCUUUAAUCUACGAGAAGUGCAUGGAGGGUGCGGAGGGCUUUGAAGGAGCGUUGGAUAUCUUCCCUGCCGGAUACAGUUUGAAAUCUGUGGAACCUCAACUUUCUGGUAAAAUGUUGGUCCUUGACUACAUUCUGGCAAUGACGAGGUCCACAACAAGCGACAAAGUGGUGCUAGUCUCCAACUACACUCAAACCCUGGAUCUGUUUGAAAAGCUGUGCAGAUGUCGUAGUUAUCUUUAUGUUCGACUAGACGGCACAAUGUCCAUUAAGAAAAGGGCCAAAAUUGUGGAACGAUUCAACACUCCAUCCAACCCAGAGUUUAUUUUCAUGCUGAGCAGCAAGGCUGGCGGAUGUGGCCUGAAUCUGAUUGGUGCCAACCGCUUAGUGAUGUUCGAUCCCGACUGGAAUCCAGCCAAUGAUGAGCAGGCUAUGGCACGUGUGUGGAGAGACGGUCAGUUGAAGACCUGCUACAUCUACAGACUGCUAUCUACGGGAACAAUAGAGGAGAAGAUUCUGCAGAGGCAAGCCCAUAAAAAGGCCCUGAGCAGCUGUGUGGUGGAUGAGGAGCAGGACGUAGAGCGCCACUUCUCCCUGGGCGAGCUGCGUGAACUGUUCUUGCUCAAUGAGGAGACGACCAGCGAUACCCAUGACAAGUUCAAGUGUCGGCGCUGCGUCAACGGCAGGCAGGUUCGGGCGCCCCCAGAGGACUCGGACUGCACCGGCGACCUGUCCCAGUGGCACCACUGCUCCGACAAGAGGGGGCUCCGGGACCGGGUGCUGCAGGCCUCCUGGGACGCUGCCGUGUCCUUCGUCUUCCAUCAGCGCUCUCACGACGACCAGAAAGGGUUGGUGUGAGGGCAGACUGCUCCUAGGUUUUCUUUUACAGAGUUGGACACUUUAGGAUGCAAAAGCUAAGAUCGAAUCUUUGCCUAGUUAUUUUAUCUAAAACCUUGAAGAAAAUGCCCAAAUAAAAGCGAGGCAUCAUG
Molecule: messenger RNA, 2627 nt
Organism: Gadus macrocephalus (Pacific cod)
Lineage: Eukaryota; Metazoa; Chordata; Actinopteri; Gadiformes; Gadidae
Gene: rad54l
Product: RAD54 like
Exons: 18
Coding region: 274-2496 (740 amino acids)
Biological process (GO): double-strand break repair via synthesis-dependent strand annealing; reciprocal meiotic recombination
Cellular component (GO): nucleus
Molecular function (GO): hydrolase activity, acting on acid anhydrides; ATP binding; ATP-dependent chromatin remodeler activity
Source: RefSeq, a predicted model, not a curated record